Messenger RNA from Aspergillus wentii DTO 134E9, 950 nucleotides. RefSeq names its product glutathione S-transferase family protein. NCBI's taxonomy places the organism in Eukaryota, Fungi, Ascomycota, Eurotiomycetes, Eurotiales, Aspergillaceae. The coding region runs from base 47 to 760 and encodes 237 amino acids. The transcript has 4 exons. The record is from RefSeq and is a predicted model, not a curated record.
AACCACCCCUCCUCAUUCGUAUUCAAUCAUCACGCAUUAAUUCAUCAUGGCUGGACAGUAUAUAUUGUACGAUUUGGCCGGUCAAAAACCGGGCACAUGGUCGAUGAAUCCAUGGAAGGCCAAGCUGGUUCUUGCUUUCAAGGGCAUUGAUUAUCGGACUGAGUGGAUCGAAUACCCCGACAUCAAACCAAUCCUGGAGAAACACCUCCCCCCCAACACCGAUGGCUUCGCAUACUCCGUCCCAACCAUCAUCGCGCCUGACGGGACAUACGUGAUGGACUCGCGCAAAAUCGCCGACUACAUCGAGGCCCAACAACCCGAGCCUUCGCUCCAUCUCGACUCUCCCUACCUGGAGAAAGUCGAAGCCCUGUGGACUCGCUACAUGAUGGGUCUUGUUCCCUUGUUACUCCCUCAAGUCCCGAAACGCCUCCUCAAUGACGCAAGCCAUGAGCACUGGUAUACGACGCGGGAGAAGAUGGUUGGGAUGUCGCUCGAUCAGCUGGAGCAGGUGGCUGAUGCGAAGAAGGCGUGGGAGGAAGCUGGAUCGGCUGUAGCUGAAAUCACUGCGUUGCUCAAGGAGAAUGAGGGGCCAUUUUUCCUGGGCAGCACGGCUAGUUAUGCGGACUUUGUCUGGGUUGGUAUGUUGCUGUUUGCGCAGAAGUUGGGUGAGGAGUACAUAAAGGAGACGUUGGAGAGAAGUGGCGAUAGGCAGGUUCAUCUGGAUUUGCUUGCUGCUGUAAAGCCUUGGGUGGGAGAAUAAGUAUAUCGAACCGAGGAAGUUCGUGAACAGAAAGAGGGUAGAAGUAGUAUGUGCAUCCGAUUGUACAGGGAUAAUCCCAAUUCAUUAUGCACUUUAUGAACGCAUAAAUAUUAUGCACGACAUCCCCGCAUUCAGACAACCUAUAAAAGCAGGGAGAAUAUAUCCAUCAAAGCUAAACUUCAACUUCCAC